AUGUCAGAAUAGAUUACAUCCUCUCAAGUUAUAGAGUUUUUCUGGUUUUUCUUUCCCUUUUUAUUAUUCGUAAGUGCUGUUCUACUGAAAUUUUACAUUAAGACUAGCAUUCAUUUGGAUUAAUCAGAAAAUAGAGCAAAGUCAUAUAGUUAAUAAAGUCUUCAGGAUCGUAAAAGCAAUGAGCCUAAAAGACUGGAUCAUGAUGGGAUUUAAGGGCCAGAGGUACAAAUUGUUGGGAAUGAUAUGCAUCAUCAACAGAUGAAUAUGGUGGAUGAAGGAGAGAAAAAGCAGAUACAAUAGUCAUAAUAAUAAUUCUAGUAAAUUCCUCAAUUAUCAACAAUCUCACCAAAUCUUACAUAAAAUACUAGGACUGCCAAAGUGUUUGAUGGAUUGAAUGAAUUGGUUUCGACAUACUUUCCACUAUUAUCAGUCUCUAUUAUUUGUAUAAAUAAUUUUGCCGCAUGGAGUUGGGCAUUAGCUUGUGUAAUUUUAUUUCUAAUUUUUGUAAUUGCAUUCAACAUCCUUUAAGUGCAGCGUAAUUUUUCAGAUACAAUCAAAAAAUUUUUGUUUGUUAGUCAUCAUGUGUGGUUGAGUGGUCUAUUUAUUAGUUAUUUAGCCUGUAAAUUGAAAUUGUCAGAUUGA
Messenger RNA from Paramecium tetraurelia, 642 nucleotides. RefSeq lists its product as uncharacterized. The transcript has 4 exons. NCBI's taxonomy places the organism in Eukaryota, Ciliophora, Oligohymenophorea, Peniculida, Parameciidae. The record is from RefSeq and is a predicted model, not a curated record.